Messenger RNA from Hydatigera taeniaeformis, 912 nucleotides. NCBI's taxonomy places the organism in Eukaryota, Metazoa, Platyhelminthes, Cestoda, Cyclophyllidea, Taeniidae. The record is from the annotation of a GenBank genome assembly.
AUGCCAGCACACGCGGAUAGAAGCUCCGAACACGAGGCUGAUGUGAAUGAACCUUUGAGGAAGAAAAUGCUUCUCGAAGCCAACUGUACUGGGCUUCUUUUAGCAUGUAAGGGUGGAGUCGAAGCAACGAAUACAUCGAAAAUUCCCAUUGGUUCGAGUAUCGAGGCUGUCCCAAAGACAACAAUUGAAGUCGAAUUGCAGGACCCCGUAAUAUUGGAGCGUCUGAAAGGAACGAUUAAGUUGAAACUUCAGGGUUCAAUUACACAGGCUGUGAAAGGACUACUCAAUAUGGUGUCCCUGUCAAUUGAGGAAGUUAAUUGCUUGAAGAAAUUGACUCAAGAAUUACACAAGCGGAUUCGAAAAUUGGAAACUAUCUCGAGAAAAGUUGAGGCUCUUAUUGUUGAAAGCAUGCCCCCUCCUCCCAAACCUGUGGCAGCAGUGGCAGAUCAUCUGCUAGAACUAAACACUGUCGUCAUUUCACCGUCACAAUCACAACAACCCUCUGAGGAGACAACUGAAACGUCUACGACUGCAUACGUCUCUACUGGAACUUUUGCCGUGUCACCAUCUCUGCCCUCUUCUUCCCAUUCUCCCGUUCAGAUGUCACAUGUACUUCCUCCUCAAGUCUCCCAGCCGUCUUCUGACCCUACCGUAACCGCGGAUGUAACCUAUACUACCGCCCAUCUGGCUGUUGAGACGCCUCAGUCAGUUGUCUCUAUCGCGCCCCUGCCAACGUGCAACUUCUCGGUAUCGUCGUUUGAUGCGUUGUCCAUAUGUGUGCAGCCUCCUCUGUUACUUUCGAUUUCUGUGUCUUCUGAAGGUGAGUCGACAUUCCAAUUUCUAUUUUAUGUGUUUACUUUGAAGUCGAAUGGAUUAUUUGACGCUCUUGGGCGAAAAAGGGGUGUAUGCUAA